Molecule: messenger RNA, 2752 nt
Organism: Ananas comosus (pineapple)
Lineage: Eukaryota; Viridiplantae; Streptophyta; Magnoliopsida; Poales; Bromeliaceae
Exons: 9
Coding region: 875-2524 (549 amino acids)
Biological process (GO): protein N-linked glycosylation
Molecular function (GO): alpha-(1->6)-fucosyltransferase activity
Source: RefSeq, a predicted model, not a curated record
ACAUUUUUACUUCUACUUAGCACCUCUAUAGCACAAUCAUCAUCAGCACAAAAGCUUUGGUUUUGGGACCACACAAAGAGCUGGUGAAGGAGAGAAUAUGUUCUGCCUCAGCCCCAAAGGUUUCCAGGAAAAAACACACACACACUCUCUCUCUCUCUCUCUCUCUCUCUCUCUCUCUCUCUCUCUCUUCUGCAGUAGCUGAUUGUUCUCUUCUGCCACAAUUGAGGAGUUAUGGAGGGGAGAUCUUCUUUUAGCAGCAGAUGAGACCAUCACUCUGCCACACACAGGACAUUAUUGAACUCUGCAGAAGAAGCAGAGCAUCCCCUGCUCUUAUGACUGGGGACCUCCUCUCAUUCUCAAAGUUCAAAUUAAGGGGUUUAUAAAGGCUUUAGCUUUUAUUUCUUCUGUUUCUUUCAUGAAAUUUUGGUGGAUUCUCUGAUAUGGGUUUUGAAGGAAUGAAGAAUCAUGUGAUGCAGUAGUUAUAAGGGGAGGAAAAAAAAAAGGUGGUGAGGCUCAUUUAUUUUGUGGCGAAGUUUGAAACGUUUUGGCUUGGUUGGUUUUUAUGACAGUGUAAUAAAUGAAGAACCUAGAAUGAUAAAAGAGUACAAUUUCCUCACAUUUCAGGUUGAGUAUGCAUGAAUGCUUUACUCUCUGCAUUCACCAUUUGUGUUCUUGUGUUCCUUGCAAUUGAAUUAAUUUGUUCAAAACUGGGUGAAAAAUUGGUGAGGGUUCGUUUUCUCUGAUUCUAAAUUUGUUCGAGAAAGAUGGAGUCCGCAAACCAGAAGAGCCUUGAAAGGGCAAUCUCUCAGAAGGCCUUGCAAAUGAGCAGCUCCACUCCUUGUAAAAUUUGGGUGUUGGGUUUCUUCUGCGGCGUAUGCAUCACCUAUUUCUUCCUUGUUGUUCUCUCUCCGUUUCGGACGGAUACUUUUGGGUUGGGUUAUUCGAGUUCCCAAACGGCAAUUUCGCCGAUAUCAACCUCGGUUUAUUCGGUGCAGGGAAUGGCUCAAGUAGGAACUUCAUUAACAUACAGCAAAGGCUAAGAGUUUUACAGAGUGGAGAGAUAAGCAAUGAAGAGAGGAUUAUGAAUCUAUUCUCUUCUUGGAGUGCUUUGCUCAAUGGACCAAAAUAUGGUGAGGGCGAAACGCUCAUGGGGGAAGCGCAGAGUUCGGCUGUGCCACGACCUCCUCAUUUAGAGAACUGCAGGUUAAAUGUGGAGAGGAAUAAGCGUUUUGACAAUUAUGGCGAGAACAGAAGUUUUCCUCCUUGGACAUUGUGGAGAGGAUUACUCGGUCUUGAAUUACUUAAACCGACCACGUCAAAAGGGUCGGAGCAUAAUCAUUUGGAGCAAACGGCAAAGUUUGAUGGUGCUUAUCCUCCUUGGAUUGUUGGAUCAGAUGAGGACAACUAUCCUCUUACUAGACUAGUCCAAAGAGACUUAUGGAUUCACCAACACCCGAAAUAUUGUAGCGAUCCUAAUCAGCAAUUUCUUGUUGCUGAUUGGGAGAAGCUAUCAGGAUUUGGAAUGGGGGCCCAAUUUGCUGGAAUGUCGGGCCUUCUUGCCAUUGCAAUAAAGGAAAAGCGGAUUCUGGUUACAAACUAUUACAAUCGAGCCGAUCACAAUGGCUGUGAAGGGUCAUUUCGGUCACGCUGGUCUUGCUACUUUUUCCCUGAGACCUCUCAUGAAUGCCAGACGCGUGCCUUUGAGCUCAUGCAGAGUGCAGAAGCUUGGGAAAAUAAAAUUAUAACGACAAAGGAGAACUACACUUCGAAGGAAAUAUGGGCUGGGAGGGUACCUAGAGUGUGGGGUGAACCAUGGAGCUAUUUGCAGCCUACUACUGAAAUAAAUGGAACCUUAGUUACACAUCAUCGUAAGAUGGAUCGGAGGUGGUGGCGAGCACAGGCCAUACGAUAUCUAAUGAGGUUUCAGACUGAGUAUACAUGCAAUCUAUUAAAUGUGGCCCGGCACCAAGCCUUUGGUCUGGAAGCUGCAAAAUUGGUUUUCAGUAGUCUUCAUUCAAGUUCACCAAGGGUUGGUACUAAUAACUCACAAGCUGAUAUAGAACGCUUUGUGUGGUCCGGGCAUAAACCAUGGGUACCAAGGCCGCUUCUUAGCAUGCAUGUAAGAAUGGGAGAUAAAGCUUGUGAAAUGAAAGUAGUUGGGUUCGAAAACUACAUGGAACUCGCAAACCGCAUCAGGGAGCGCUUCCCAAACCUUAACAAUAUAUGGCUCUCGACAGAAAUGCAGCAAGUCAUUGAUAAAACCAGAUUAUACCCUAAUUGGAACUUCUACUACACGAACGUAAGACGCGAGGCUGGAAACAUUUCUAUGGCCACUUACGAGGCGAGCCUUGGGCGGGAGCUCAGCACUAAUUAUCCCCUUGUCAAUUUCAUAAUGGCUACGGACGCCGAUUUCUUUACUGGAGCUUUGGGUUCGACAUGGUGCUACCUGAUAGAUAGCAUGCGAAAUACUGGAGGGAAGGUCAUGGCUGGCUAUCUAAGUGUGAACAAGGACCGUUUCUGGUGACCAGUUAGUUUUUUUUUUUUUUUUUUUGGUUUCUCAUUUUCUUAAAAACUUUAUGGAUAUGUACAUGCAUGCAAUUACUCGGUUUCCUUACCUUUACGCAUAAAAAGUUGUCUUUCACUCUUUUUUGCUUUUUCUCUGUGGAGUUUUAAGUGUUUGGUGUUGUACAUAUUUUGAAACACAUUGUAUAUACCACAUUAAUCAAUAAUAUCUAGUGACAUCUUGUUGCUA